Molecule: messenger RNA, 3168 nt
Organism: Empidonax traillii (willow flycatcher)
Lineage: Eukaryota; Metazoa; Chordata; Aves; Passeriformes; Tyrannidae
Gene: KY
Product: kyphoscoliosis peptidase
Exons: 12
Coding region: 72-2096 (674 amino acids)
Source: RefSeq, a predicted model, not a curated record
CCAAGGCUGGGAAGCGAAGCCGGCCGCUCGCUGCAGCGGCAGCUCGGCGGGAGCCCCCCGGCCUUGCACUGAUGGGUACUAUGGACUUUAAGACAGACCCCAGUGCAGUAACCAUCAAUCUGCUGCUCAUUGUCCGCCCCGAGGAGGCACCGAGCAAGGAGAAGGGGCAGCGAGAGGGGCACAAAGGAGGCAGCCGAGGCGCAGGUUUGGAGGAUUAUGGCAAUGGAAACAGCAACUCACAGCCACCUCAGAGGACAGAUCUUAACGGCUGGCCUGUCUCCAGGAAGCCCUGGGAGCAAACAAAACCCAUCACCUCGGUCUCUGACAAAGGAACCCAAGUGACAGUGGAGAUUCAUCCUGAGGAUACCUCCCGCAAACCCAUCAGGAUACACUCCUUGGAAAAAGGUUCCCAGCGGCUUCCCAGCCUGAGAGGACACGACAACAAAGGUUUCCAGGGAACCGAGGCCCCGCAGUUACCGGGACCAAACGACCUGCAUGCAUAUCCAUGGGACAAAUCCUCUUUUAAAUCCCUGCCAGUAGAUCUGCAGCAAUUUCAGAAGCUGGAUGCCUACGCAUUAAAAGUGAACGUCAAGAGCAGCGUGGAGGACCUUGUCAAAGCCCUGCUUAAACAAGCCCGGACUGACCUGGAAAAGGUCCGAGCCAUAUGGAUGUGGAUAUGCCACCACAUAGAAUACGACGUCGUGGGCUACCACAACAAAAGCCAGCGGUUGAGCGAGGCCAAAGACGUGCUUCAGAUGGGCAAGAGCGUUUGCGAGGGCUACGCCGGGCUCUUCGAGCAAAUGUGCAGUAUUGCAGGGGUCCAGUGCAAGAAGGUGUCGGGACACUCCAAGGGACACGGGUACAAGAUAGGGCAGACCUUCACAGAGAAGUCUGACCAUGCCUGGAACGCUGUCUACAUUGAAGGAAGGUGGCAUUUGCUGGACAGCACCUGGGGAACUGGUUUUGUUGAUGAUUCUGUCACCACGUUCACCUACAGGUACAAUGAGUUUUACUUUCUGACUCAUCCGGCUCUGUUCAUUAACACUCACUUCCCAGAUAACAGCAACUGGCAGCUUCUGAAACCCACCCUGACGCUGAAGGAAUUUGAGAGCAGCAUGCUGUACAACAGCAGCUUCUACUCGUUGGGCCUGCUGGCCUCGCACCCAGAGACACCCAUCAUCCAAACAGUAAAUGGAAAAGCCUCUGUAUCCGUGGAUUGCCGCUCUAACAUGUUAUUUAUGUUUGAGCUGAAGGGAACAGAUAAACACGGUUUAAUGACUUUGAAAAAACAUGGAAUGAAGUUGGACAUCUACCCCCAGGAGACAGGGAGGCACAACCUGAAGAUCUUCGCCAAGCCCUCGAAAGCUGAGACUUCGGAACGUGCCUACGACUGCGUGUUGGAGUACGUGGUGGAGUGCGAGUCCGUGGACAAGGCCACGUGCCUCCCAAAGGACCUGCACCAGCCCGUGGGGCCCAGCUGGCUCUCAGAGCGCCAGGGGUUCCUGCGACCAUCCCACCGCGAGCCCAUCAUCCACACUAACGACGGGCGCUGCUCCCUCACCUUCACCCUGGGCAAGGACAUCAGCGUGCUGACCUCGCUGCACGCCGACGGCAGCGGCCCCGCCGAGGACCUGAGCAGGCAGCACAUCAUGCAAAUCCUCCGCGGGAACCAGAUCGAGCUCAAGGUCCACCUCCCGCACGCGGGGAACUUCGUGAUGAAAAUCUACUCCAAGAAAAGGUCAGAUCCUGGUAGCUAUGACUACGUCUUCAACUACCUCAUCACGUGCCUGAACACGGAGGUGAAGUGGCCGGCCUUUCCCCAGCGCUACAGCAAGUGGAUGGAAGACUAUGAAAUCCUGGAGCCGCUGUCAGGCCUGCUGCCCGCCAACCGCAACGUCCAGUUCAAACUCAAAAUGCACGGCAUAGCCAAGGUGCUGGUUCAGGCUGAGGACACUUACCCUCUCACCCACAACAAAGGCUGCUGGGAGGGAACCUGCAACACCUCGGGGUGCAGAGAGGUGUCUGUGAUGGUGCACGAGAACGCCAACCACAGCUUUUACUCAUACGUCCUCAAAUACAAAGUUGAGACCCAGUAACAUCCACUCCUUGUUCUUUCACUCACCCGCAUGAACCAACCUUCCCAAAAUGCCCCCAGCCAACAAAGCUUUAGGAGAUCACUCAUUCUCUCAGUAAAAUCUGUUCUUUCAACAAAUGGCAGGACAACACUUGCAGGCUUUUGCAAGACCACGGGCUCAAAGACGGUCAGAGAGACAAAAAAUCCUGUUAAGGAGGGAGCAGCAGGGGAAGAUAUGAGAUAAAAAGCUCACCUAUGUUUCAGUAACACUGUCCAGACCAAUAUCUUGAAGAAAACAACUGACUGGCCACAGGUCAUUCUUUGCCAAGAGUGAUUAUCAGUUUCCAAGUUAUGGACCGUUAGAAAAGUCUUACAAGGGCUACUCCAAGAAGAAAUCACCUAGUUAUGGGGCAGGAUGAAGGAAGUGCACCCGACUUUUGAGCAAUAUUGGGCACAAGGAACUUCAGGAUAUUUAAUCCGAGUUUCUGUAUAUCUUUAGUCAGUUGUAUAUCCAAGGAGAGAGAGAAGUGUUAGGAAGAAGAUACAACAUGAAAUUUCCUUGUGCACUUCAUUGUCUUACAGAUUUAAGUGAUGCUGCGAAAUUGCUUUUUACACUGACUCUUAAAUACAAUAAAUAUUUGCAAUAUACAAUAUUACAAUUGUAUAUACAAUACAAUCAUUUGUACCUUUUUAUAUUACAGUAUUGUAAACACUUUUUCUGCUGUAAUUAUAUCUCAAUCAUAUAGGUGUUUCCAUAACUAAAGCUACAGUAAAAUGGAGAAAUAAGUUCUCAGAAAUCACUCCUUACUCCAAUCCAUCUACACAACACUGCAACUAAAAACUGAUGGGGUUCUGUGGGAUAGCAAGCUGAGUGUUAUUAUCAUGUAAAAACUAUUUGGUGCUGUACUCUUGUAAACCUCUCCCCCCUGGUGCACAAGGAAAGGGGGGCUUCUAGCGAAUCCCACCACAAAUGCAUGUCGUAAGACAGAGCAACAUUUCCCAAUUGAUUGAGAUGUCAGUGAGAAUUAGCAUGACCCAAAUGAUACUAUGUUUGAGCUUGAAUUGAAAAUAAACCUGUUAUGUUUUUGCACUCU